AUGUCCCCCGCCGGUGAACCGCUGCAUAAGGUGCUAGCUCUGAAGGACACGCAGCCCGUUGCAGAGCUGUGCGAGCGGGCGGCAAAGGGGUUCCUCUUGUGGAAGGCGAUGAGCGUGAGGGAGAAGCUCGGCAUUUACGACAGCAUCAUCCGCCAAUUGGAGGCCCAGAAAGACGAACUGAUCCAGGCCCACGUGGAGAUUGGAAACCCCAUGUACAUGGCGGAAUUCAACUACCACGGGACUCUGGACAACAUUCGCCAUUACCGGUCAAUUCUGGACACCCGUCCUGCGGGGACCAUGCCUGUGCAGAACGCCAAAAUAGAGAGCACCGGUGAAAUCUCUAUGGUGGUCAACGAGCCGUUCGGACCUGUGCUGAGCAUAGCCGCGUGGAACGCGCCGCUGAUUCUUGCCACGCGCGCGAUCUUUGCUCCGCUCACAGCCGGCUGCUCGGUAAUCGUCAAGUCCAGCGACUUGUCGGCCCGGAUCUCGCACCUCGCCGUCCAGGCGUCGCUGGACGCCGGAGUCCCCAAAGACGUCUUGACGCUGGUGCAUUGCGAGUCGGCGAAAUCCAGGGAGAUCGUUGGCGCGCUCAUUGCGAACAGAAACGUGAAAAAGGUCAAUUUCACCGGAUCCACCCGCGUGGGCUCCGAAGUAGCUGCGGUGGCAGGAAAACAUCUCAAGCCGGUGCUGCUGGAGCUCGGCGGGAAAAACUGCUCCAUCAUCCUGGACGACGUCGCAGACCUCGAAGAAGCUCUGCGGACCAGUCUGUGGGCCAGCUGGGCCCACAAGGGACAGAUCUGUAUGUGCACGGACCUGAUUUUCGUCUCGGAAAAAAAAUAUCCACGGGCUGCCCAGAUGCUCCAGAAAAUCGCAACCGAAACCAUCGCCGCCGACAAAACUCUAGCGAUACCGCAAAGAACAGCUGCACACGCAGAGUCGGCAAAAAAACUCGUCAGCGAAGCGCUGCAGGACGGUGCAAAGUUGCUAGCAGGCAGCUUGGACCUCUCUGCUACCAGUAAUUUCUCCCCCGUCGUUCUCGCAGAUGUGACGCCGCAAAUGAAGGUCUACUCCACAGAGACGUUUGCCCCUGUUGUGUGCUUGGUGAAAUAUAAAGACGUGGCGUCGGUUGCUGACCAGGUAAACGCGCUGAACUACGGACUAAAGUGCUCUAUCUGGACCAGCCAGGGUCUCGCAGCACACAAGCUGGCCGGCCAGAUAGACUGCGGCUCUGUCCAUGUGAACGCGCCGACCGUUCUCGACGAGCCGCACCUCCCCCACGGCGGCACCAACAAGUCCGGCUACGGCAGGUUCAACUCGCACUGGGGCGUUUCCGAGUUCCAGUACCCGAAACUGCUCACCGUGAAGGUGUGA
Messenger RNA from Ogataea haglerorum, 1371 nucleotides. RefSeq lists its product as uncharacterized. NCBI's taxonomy places the organism in Eukaryota, Fungi, Ascomycota, Pichiomycetes, Pichiales, Pichiaceae. Gene Ontology annotation, molecular function: succinate-semialdehyde dehydrogenase (NAD+) activity. The transcript has a single exon. The coding region runs from base 1 to 1371 and encodes 456 amino acids. The record is from RefSeq and is a predicted model, not a curated record.